AUGAUGGCGGCUCGUAGACCCGUACAGAGCAACCCCCUGAUUCCCGUCACCCCACCCCCUGAGCAGACUUCCUUUCAGCAACCACACAUCACAUUCUCAAACGCGCAUCUCAAACGGAAGGCACAGCCGGAGAUCCAGGCACUCCUCAACGGUGCCAAGACGGCUGCCCCGAGAACAUGUUCCAUCCCCACACCAGCGAGGACGGAGACGCCGCCUUCGACGAUGGCAUCCCAGCACGGCAGCACAAAGCCGACUGCCGGCGCCGCCACCGCGCACCUGCUGAACCCGGUCUCCGGCCAACCUAUGGAUCCUCGCUACAUCGACAUGGUCUCGCGCAUCGCAGCAUACUACCAGCAGAGGUGCCAGGCCAUCUCGAACGCACAGCAGCAGCGGUGUCAAGCAUGGGCCAAUAUGCACCGCCAAAAGUGUCAGGACACCAUGCAGGCCGCGAUGCUGGUUGUCGCGUGGUACGUCCGAGACCGCAUCCAGCGACGGCGCCGCCGUCAGAAGCGCUCCUUCCGUGCCGGUCUCCGCGCCCGCGAAUCACGGUCUCGUGUUACAAAGGGCGAGCAUGUCCGGCGCUGGGUGACGCAGGUGCCGGAAAAUGUCGUGGCACCCCAGGAACAGUCGCGGGACGAUCUGGUCGAUCAGGAGGAGGCUUCCUUCUCCAUAGAUCGCGAGUUGGCCUCCGAUCAAGAUGCGAAGCUCUUCGAGACGGCGGACCGGCUGAUCAGGAGCCAGUAUCGAAAGGUCGAUGUGCCCAUGCUCGGCCUCAUGUCGUUUGACAUGAGUGACAGCGACAGCGACAGCGACGGUGACGCCGACGACAGAGUGCGUCGUAGUGCGCCCUCGUUCGAAGAAAUCGAAGAGGACGACGAGGAGCUGGACUACGACGACGAUGACGAAGACGAGGAGCUGCUCGAGAACGAUGAUGUGAUCGAUGGCUCGGGCCAGGGGUCGGGAUCGCAGGAUGUGCAGCAUGACACGACAGCCGCGACGGGAGGUGGCAGCGGCACCAACGGGAGGAGCAGCUCAUCUUCUUGA
This is a messenger RNA of Verticillium nonalfalfae, 1044 nucleotides long. RefSeq lists its product as uncharacterized. The coding region runs from base 1 to 1044 and encodes 347 amino acids. The transcript has a single exon. Lineage: Eukaryota; Fungi; Ascomycota; Sordariomycetes; Glomerellales; Plectosphaerellaceae. The record is from RefSeq and is a predicted model, not a curated record.